Molecule: messenger RNA, 1142 nt
Organism: Nezara viridula (southern green stink bug)
Lineage: Eukaryota; Metazoa; Arthropoda; Insecta; Hemiptera; Pentatomidae
Source: the annotation of a GenBank genome assembly
CACCAGUUGAGCGCCCUUGUUCUAAAUCUAGUAUGUCAGUUGUUGCCGUUUGUGGCACGUCAGUUUAGUUGUGUUGAAAAAUCGUCUAGUACUUAAAUCCUCGUUACUAACGACUUAGCAGCUUUUGAUUUGUAGCAGCACAACUGUCAACAUGCUGAAGAAUUUUAGGGCCCUUAUUUUAGGAGCUCCUGGCUCAGGUAAAGGAACAAUUUCUUCAAGAAUUGUUAGAAAAUUUGAAAUGAAACAUAUUUCUAGCGGGGACAUACUUCGCCAUCAUAUUUUGAACAAAACCCCUUUAGGGCUUGAUGCAAAAAAAUAUAUGGACAAAGGUCAAUUAGUCCCUGAUGAAGUUAUGGUUGGGGUCGUUCUAUCAGAAAUCAGUAAAAGUGCCAACAAAAGCUGGUUGUUAGAUGGUUUUCCACGAACUAGAAAACAAGCUGAAGUUUUAUUCAAAGAAGCCCCUGUGGAUGCUGCUAUGAAUCUAGUAGUACCUUUUGAGGUUAUUGUUGACAGAAUACAGAAACGGUGGGUUCAUAUGCCCAGUGGUAGAGUUUAUAAUAUAGAUUUUAAUGCACCUAAAGUUCCUGGGUUAGAUGAUGUGACUGGAGAAAAACUCGUUCAAAGAGAUGAUGAUAAACCAGAAUCGGUUCAGAAAAGACUUGAUGUAUAUUCGAAGACUCUUGGUCCAGUACUAGACUUUUAUAGGGAGGCAGGGAUACUAGAAGAAUUUUCAGGAAGGACUUCAGAUGAAAUUUGGCCAUCUGUAUACAAAUAUCUUACUAAUUAUAUGACUCCUAUUACACAGGAUAUUAAAGUUUAGUGACUUUUAUUUUUAGCUUACUUGAUUUAGACUGGUUGAUAUUGUAUUCAGUUAUUAAUUUUAAUUUUUAAUUAUAAGUUCAGCACAAAUCAACGAAUUGUGAUAUUUCUCUAAUUGUAAAUUCUUGAUAGUAUGAUGAUUUUGCAGUUAUAUGUGUUCUAUAAGUUCUUCGUGAGCUAUAUUUAACAUAUAAUUUUCAUUUGGACUUCUAUCACAGUUAGUACUCAAUCAAAAAUUUAUCUUUCUAUUUUAUAUGACCAAUUUUCUCUUAUAGGAAAUUAGCUGUAUUUCGAUUAACUUAAUCUUCCUUCCCUAGAUGACG